This is a messenger RNA of Aedes albopictus (Asian tiger mosquito), 3466 nucleotides long. It is a transcript of the gene kdn, whose product is annotated as probable citrate synthase 2, mitochondrial. The transcript has 6 exons. Bases 225 to 1622 code for a protein of 465 amino acids. NCBI's taxonomy places the organism in Eukaryota, Metazoa, Arthropoda, Insecta, Diptera, Culicidae. Gene Ontology annotation, biological process: tricarboxylic acid cycle; carbohydrate metabolic process; citrate metabolic process. Gene Ontology annotation, cellular component: mitochondrial matrix. The record is from RefSeq and is a predicted model, not a curated record.
CGUUAAUCGAAGGUCAACCUUCUCUGGUCAACGGUUUGUGACGUCGUCGGUGGACGACCCCGAGCCACGCCGCCAGCGCGGGACGUUUUAGUGAGCGGUACUCUCUCCGCGUUUGGUCAGUUGGUUUGGUGGCAGCGAGCAGCGAAGAACAGUUCUAGGCGGUAAUCUGUGUGUUUAGUGAGUGGUGUGUGAAAGAAGUUCGGUUUGCGGAUAUUUCAGCAACAAUGGCUCUGAGCCGAAUCUAUUCGUCAAAAUUGGCCAGUGCCAACAAGAACCUCCUGCCGGUGAUCACCUACGUGCGCAAUGCAUCCGACAGCACCGACCUGAAGGCCGUACUCUCCGAGAAGAUCCCCAAGGAGCAGGAACGCGUCAAAAACUUCCGCAAGCAGCAUGGUGCCACCAAGGUUGGCGAAGUCACCGUCGAUAUGAUGUACGGUGGCAUGCGUGGCAUCAAGGGUCUGGUGUGCGAAACCUCGGUUCUGGACCCCGAUGAGGGCAUCCGAUUCCGUGGACUGUCCAUUCCCGAGUGCCAGAAGGUGCUCCCGAAAGCACCAGGUGGCGCUGAACCAUUGCCCGAGGGUCUGUUCUGGCUGUUGAUCACCGGUGAUGUCCCGACCAAGGCUCAGGUCGAUGCCCUGUCCCGCGAGUGGGCCAACCGUGCUGCCCUCCCAUCGCACGUCGUCACAAUGUUGAACAACAUGCCCACGACGUUGCACCCCAUGUCGCAGCUGAGCUGCGCCGUCACUGCCCUCAACCACGAGAGCAAGUACGCCAAGGCCUACUCGGAGGGUGUGCACAAGAGCAAGUACUGGGAAUACGUCUAUGAGGACAGCAUGGAUCUGAUUGCCAAACUGCCAGUCGUUGCUGCUACCAUCUACCGCAACACGUACCGCGAUGGCAAGGGUAUCGGUGCCAUCGACCCCAAGAAGGAUUGGUCCGCCAACUUCACCAAGAUGUUGGGCUACGAGGACGAACAGUUCACCGAGCUGAUGCGCCUGUACCUGACCAUCCACAGUGACCACGAGGGUGGCAACGUGUCGGCCCACACCGUGCAUCUGGUUGGCUCUGCUCUGAGCGACCCAUACCUGUCGUUUGCUGCCGGUAUGAACGGACUGGCUGGUCCACUCCACGGUCUCGCCAACCAGGAAGUAUUAGUGUGGCUGCAGAAGCUGCGCAAGGAGCUCGGCGACAAUGCCAGCGAAGACAAGGUCAAGGACUUCAUCUGGAAGACACUCAAAUCGGGACAGGUCGUUCCUGGCUACGGCCAUGCUGUCCUGCGUAAGACCGAUCCUCGCUACACUUGCCAGCGCGAGUUUGCCCUGAAGCACCUGCCGAACGAUCCCCUGUUCCAGCUGGUGUCCAACAUCUACAAGGUUGUGCCCCCAAUCCUGACCGAACUCGGCAAGGUCAAGAACCCAUGGCCCAACGUAGAUGCCCACUCCGGUGUCCUGCUGCAGUACUACGGACUGAAGGAGAUGAACUACUACACCGUGCUGUUCGGCGUGUCCCGUGCCCUUGGUGUGUUGGCCUCGCUCGUUUGGGACCGCGCCCUCGGACUGCCAAUCGAACGCCCGAAAUCCAUGUCCACCGAUGGACUGAUGAAGUCGGUCGGUGCCAAGUAAAUCGGCUUCUUCAUCAACAACCAACAUCAUCCUCCAGUCGAACUCAAACGCAAACCGAUCCCGUUUUCUUCGAAGAAGAACCAUGUAGAGAGGCCAUGAACCAGCGAAUUACCGCUCAAAGGAGAAUGCAAUACACGCAGAAAGACAGUGCUUGGCAUCUCGUUCAAGAGAAUGUCGCUAUGCGCAGCUGGCAGAGAAAGUGAACCAUUAAAAAUAACCAAAUCUUCAACUUAUGUUCCCUCAAAAAAAUCAAUUUACUUGCGCCAUCGUCCUUAAUUUCGGGUUUUCUUGACUUUUGAUACGUACGGGAAAAUCGAAACCCAAACCGUCACGCAUAUACAUUUGUAAUAAUUGUAUGAUUUUAAUUAAGAUGUUAAGAGCAUUAGUAACUUAAUUAGUGUUAGGAAUACAAGCGAUAAAGCGCAAAGCUUUGCUCAUUUUCGGGCGUCGACCAUAAAAGUCAAGGCUCCUCCCUUUCGUCUGUAUUCGACACUGUAAAAAUGGAUCAACACCAAAUAUUUCACAGCGGGGGAGCCUUACUUGUGCGGAAGGCGAAAGGAAAUAAAAUCUUUUAUUUAUUGUCUAUCAAGAAGCGACUAAUUUAAAUGAUGAUAAGUGAAACGAAAGCUUUCAAACUACAACGGCAAGAAAAAUAGUUGAAAAUACAAUAAAGAAGAAGACCAAAAUCAGAUGAAAAACUCUUGUUGUUAUUGCGUUUGUUGUAAUCAUCUCGGAACCCGUCAUACAAAGCAUACAUACCUAAAUGUAGUUGAAAAGUGCUACCUCAUAUUCAUCUUAUUCUCGAUUUAGGGUCCUCUAUACUGGUAGAAUGUCUGAUUAAAUGAUGCUCUGGCAUUGACUCCCUCGCAAAUCCAGUUCUGCCAUAUUUCCCAUGAACGCCUUUUAUGAUUUCCACCACUUCUCGCCAAAUGCUGCUUUAAAUCGACUUUGGAUGUUUGCGUGCAAUCUUCUCCGAAUAUAAAAAUGGAAAACACUCACCAAUAUCUGUUCCACACUAAACAUAAAUUACUAACGUUGGUGUUAAGAUUCUGGCGCUGGAAAACAAUUUACUGAAGCAUUACAAAUCAUUGGUAUAGGUUUGCCUUCGGUAAAACGUUAUCGAGAUUUGCCAAUUCUUCAAUAGACAAAAGUGAACUUUACAGAAGCUUUUUUUACCACCAAUAAUAAAAGGUUCGUGUGCUUCGUUCUUCGGCUGGCAGUCAAGCACGUGAUUGUGACUUAUUGCACUUUACAGCUUUUCAAAAGAGGCCCAUAAAAAGAAACACAAAAUAUCCAUCAGGGCACAGGUAUAAAUCAAACCCUAGAAGACAAACCAAUGAUAAUAAACUAGUAAGUAGUACAAGCGAAAUGUAACAAAAUAAAACCGAAGUCAAAGUUCAAUACCUUUAGUGAAAUACAAACCGUACUCUAGUAGCGUACUUAAAAUGCGAACCGAGAGAGGGACUCUUAGAGUGGUGGUUGGUAAGUGAUGUAAACCAAAACAGACGAUCCUUACGCGCGAGCAUUGCUCUAUUAUCACUGACUUUACGCGCUAAUACAUUAUUGAUUGAUUUUGCAACAAUUCAAAGAUAUUCUUUCCAGAGUUCAUACCAAUAGAUCCAUACGUAGUAAGGUUAAUUUGCCCUCAAAAAUAAAUGACUAACUGUUUUCUCGGUUCUUUGUGAAAGCAAUAUAGCAGCAGCUCUGCCGAUAGCAUGAUGUCACAGUAUGUGUUAAUUCGAUUGUUUUUUUUUCGAUUAUACGCAGCAGUAAAAUAACAUUAUCGAAAGUGAGAAUUAAUUUAUUGGAGUACAUGCAUUAAACGACGAAUUUGAGAAAGAAAA